This is a messenger RNA of Cladophialophora bantiana CBS 173.52, 339 nucleotides long. RefSeq lists its product as uncharacterized. Gene Ontology annotation, cellular component: membrane. Gene Ontology annotation, molecular function: transmembrane transporter activity. Bases 1 to 339 code for a protein of 112 amino acids. The transcript has a single exon. NCBI's taxonomy places the organism in Eukaryota, Fungi, Ascomycota, Eurotiomycetes, Chaetothyriales, Herpotrichiellaceae. The record is from RefSeq and is a predicted model, not a curated record.
AUGCAGGACCAAGCCGCCUCCAGUUUUACCAAGCAGGAGACUGGCACCAACAUUGAGAUGCUCGAAGACGCAGCAGAGUAUCACCGCCCUCCCUCCAAGAACAAUAAUGCCUUCGCUGGACAUGCUCAACUUGGCCAGAUCCAGCAGAAAGCGGAGAAAAGGCUCGUCCACAGGCUGGAUCUGAUCCUCAUUCCACUGGCCUCCCUCAUCUUUUUCGUCGCCUACCUCGACCGAAACUGCAUUGGCAAUGCCCGUCUGAUGGGCUUAGAAGAAGAUCUGUCUCUCACACCAAAUCAAUUCUAUAAUUGUCUGGCAGGUGCUCCUAACCCCAUGUUUUGA